Messenger RNA from Capsaspora owczarzaki ATCC 30864, 751 nucleotides. RefSeq lists its product as hypothetical. Lineage: Eukaryota; Filasterea; Ministeriida; Capsasporidae. The record is from RefSeq and is a predicted model, not a curated record. Gene Ontology annotation, molecular function: S-adenosylmethionine-dependent methyltransferase activity. Bases 21 to 626 code for a protein of 201 amino acids. The transcript is spliced from 6 exons. Gene Ontology annotation, biological process: phosphatidylcholine biosynthetic process.
CCCCCCCCUUGUAUUUCACAAUGCCAUCCAUCGUGUGGUCUGAGCCGACUUUUCUGCUCGCUGCCGCGUCCAUUGUUUUCAACCCCGUCGCGUGGAACAUUGUCGCUCGGCGCGAGUACAAGACGCGCUUCCUGACCAGAGCACUGGGCGGAAAGUACAACGCGUGCUACUUGUUGGCCUUCUCGAUCUUCACCCUGGGCUUGCUGCGCGACUAUCUCUUUGCAAUUGCGAUGGAGGCUCAGUCGACCUCGGAGCUGCUCAACAACGCUCUGGUUCACGCAAUCGGUGCCAUUCUGGCGGGUGCUGGCGUUGUCUUUGUCCUCUCGUCCAUGUGGAUGCUUGGUGUCACCGGCACGUAUCUCGGUGACUACUGCGAUAUUUUCCUGGACGCUCGAGUCACCGGUUUCCCGUUCAGCAUCAUUGAAAAUCCCAUGUACUGGGGCUCGACCAUGAACUUUGUCGGCGUCGCGCUCUGGAAUAGCAGCCCUGCUGGCCUCGUGCUCUCUUUCAUUGUUGGCGUUGUGUACAAGAUUGCUCUGCAGUAUGAAGGUCCUUUCACCAACGAGAUCUAUCGCCAGCGCGCCAUCCACAAGAAGCUGUUGGAUCACGAGAAGCGAUCGCGCUAAAAAAAGAAGCACGCAACACAUUCUGCUCCCUCCCUCCCUCCCUCCCUCCUGACAGUGACCAAAGUUCUUCGCUGCUGUCUGGUUGAAUCGCUUCAUAUGGCAUUUGAAAUACACAUUUGACGUCG